CAGGGUGCGGCAGAAAAGACAGCGUAGUAACCCAUAGUACAGUGUAUAUCGGCUCGAUGAUUACACAUGUAAGAUGGGAUUCAUACAAUAUGUAACCCAGAUGUUCCUCCUGGUGAUAAUCUUCAGUCUUCUCGGCCACUCUUCUGGUGAACUGGAAAUACUCAAAAAUGAUUCCCCUAUAAAGGCACUGGUGGGUGAUAACAUGACCGUCCCUUGUCACUUCGCUGGCUACAAGGCUCCAUCUUUGACUACUUCUACUGUUGCGGUUCGCUGGGAGAUAGGAACAGAAAAUACACUUUUCCUUUUGUUUGAUGGUGAAAAUUCUACCCAAAACAGAUCUGGGUCCUAUAUAUCAGAAAGAAACCUUGUACGUGGAGAUGCCAGUCUGUAUAUACCCAACCUUCAGUUCAGUGAUGAAGGAGAAUACACCUGUAAUGUAUUCGUCACUCCUGAGAAAGCCAUUAGUAAAGUCACUGUGCAGGUGUCAGCUAUGCCAUCUUGUAGGCUGAGUGACUCCACACUAGUAAUGUAUCCUGACACGGAGAGAUCUGUCACAUGUUAUGUGAACGGCUUCUAUCCAGAAAGUGUGAAAAUACAAUGGCUGAAGUACAGUAAAGCUUCCUCCAACCAAUCUGAACUGAAUAGCCAGACCUGCACCAGUGUGCCCGUCCAGAACCACGAUGGGACCUACAAUGUGACCAGUGUCCUGUCUACGAGACCUGUGAGCACAGAUGAGGACGGAGACGUGUAUUCCUGUGUAGUCUCCCACAGGUCGCUGACAGAUGGUCUGACAUCUAAUGUUACUCUCUCAGUGAAAUCUAUUGAAAGUAAGUAUCUAAGUCAUUAGGAAUGUUCUUGUAAUGCACAUUACACCAACCUUUAUGGCCACUGAACAUUAACCUCCUAAAGCCUCA
Bufo bufo (common toad) is the source of this 914-nucleotide messenger RNA. RefSeq names its product natural cytotoxicity triggering receptor 3 ligand 1-like. Gene Ontology annotation, cellular component: external side of plasma membrane. Bases 74 to 847 code for a protein of 257 amino acids. The transcript is spliced from 3 exons. Gene Ontology annotation, biological process: positive regulation of T cell proliferation; negative regulation of T cell proliferation; T cell costimulation. The record is from RefSeq and is a predicted model, not a curated record. Lineage: Eukaryota; Metazoa; Chordata; Amphibia; Anura; Bufonidae.